This is a messenger RNA of Trichoplax adhaerens, 879 nucleotides long. RefSeq lists its product as uncharacterized. NCBI's taxonomy places the organism in Eukaryota, Metazoa, Placozoa, Uniplacotomia, Trichoplacea, Trichoplacidae. The record is from RefSeq and is a predicted model, not a curated record. The transcript is spliced from 9 exons. Bases 1 to 879 code for a protein of 292 amino acids.
AUGGCCUCAAGUUCUGUCAUUACUUGUAAUUCUGAUGUUGAAUUUGAAAGGGAAUUCAACAAAGCUGGAGAAAAGUUACUAGUGGUUGAUUUUACGGCAACAUGGUGUGGACCAUGUCGUCAAAUGGCACCUAUAUUUGCAGCGUUAAGUAAUAAAUAUAAAGGUUCCACGAUUUUUUUAUCUGUUGAUAUUGAUAAAUGUCAGAAUACUGCUGAAGCGCAAGGCAUCCGUUCAGUACCGACAUUCCGAUUCUUUAAGAAUAAAGCUAGAAUUGAUGAAGUUAGUGGUAGUCAAGCUGGGCUAUUGGAAGAAAAAAUUAAGCAGCAUGGUGGAAGCAGUAACUCGUCUAGCAGUUCAACGAAUGAGCAUGAAAGUCCUGUAAACUUAUAUUCUGCUAUAAAUCUAUCGAACUGCGAGUGUUUAAAUGAAAAUGAUGAUCAUCCAUUUAAGAAUGCAUUGACGAAAAGCGCAUUAUACCUAGAAAGUGAUUGUGAUGAACAGCUAUUAAUUUAUAUAGCAUUCCAGCAGCCCGUCAAGAUUCAUUCCAUUAUUUUAAAUGCUCCUGAUGAUGGUAGAGCACCAAAGAUAGUGAAAUUGUUUACAAAUCAAACGGUAUCAUUAGAUUUCGACAAAGCAGAAGCAAAACAGUCUACUCAGCAAUUUGAAUUAACGGGGGAAGAUGUAUCUGAAGGAAAUGUUAUUAACCUUCGCUACGUCAAAUUUCAAAAUGUUGAAAAUAUAACGCUAUUCGUUAAAAAUAAUCAAGGUGGAGAUGAUAUAACUGUAAUCAACCAUUUGGCAUUUAUUGGAAAUUUAAUCGACAAAACUGACAUGAGCAGUUUUAAACGCGUCGCUGGUAAACCAGGCGAAAGCCAUUAA